Helicoverpa zea (corn earworm) is the source of this 1453-nucleotide messenger RNA. RefSeq names its product adenosine 3'-phospho 5'-phosphosulfate transporter 2 (gene Papst2). The record is from RefSeq and is a predicted model, not a curated record. Gene Ontology annotation, molecular function: 3'-phosphoadenosine 5'-phosphosulfate transmembrane transporter activity. Gene Ontology annotation, biological process: transmembrane transport. Gene Ontology annotation, cellular component: endoplasmic reticulum membrane; Golgi membrane. The transcript is spliced from 6 exons. Lineage: Eukaryota; Metazoa; Arthropoda; Insecta; Lepidoptera; Noctuidae. The coding region runs from base 104 to 1423 and encodes 439 amino acids.
AACUUACAAGGCAGAUAAAGUAACACAGUUGUUUCUGUAUUUUUAUUAACUUUAAUUGAUUGAAACAACAUAUUAUUACUUUAAUUCAGUUUAAAUUUAUUAUAUGAACGCAGUGUGCUUUUUCGUUAGCAAUGUGCUACAGUCUCAAGUCAUACUGAAAAUUAUUAGUAGCACAAGUGUUGUGAAGAUGACAACCAUGAUUCAUGGAAUGGUGAACGUAAACAUGGAUAACUCCAAGUAUACACUUCCAGAAGAGUGUGAUGAAUCUCAAAUGGCAGUAACUCAGAAAUCUGUGAUAAACAUGAGUCAACCAAAGGACGCAAUUAUACGAAUUGACGUGCCAAACACCGGUAGAAAUGGCACGAAAACCGAAACAGCAGAAAUCAACAUUCUAUGUUUUAAUUUAACACCGUAUAGCCAAUUGACACAAUUCAUGUGUUGUUCCAUUUUCGUAUUUGUAUUUUAUUUAGCCUAUGGAUAUUUUCUAGAAUUAAUAUUUGCGAAAUCUGAAGUGAAACCAGUUAGUUUGUAUAUAACUUUAGUACAAUUUUUAAUGACUAUGGCAUUGAGCUACGUUGAGUCCCUGAUAAGGAAUCCUAUUAAACGGAAAGUACCUCUCAAAACAUACGCAUUAUUAGCAGCUCUAACACUUGGGACCAUGUCAUUCUCAAACCUAGCACUGAGCUACCUCAACUACCCAACACAGCUGAUAUUCAAGAGCUGCAAGCUAAUACCUGUGAUGAUUGGCAGUAUUAUUAUAAUGGGCAAGCGGUAUGGGUUCCUGGACUAUGUGGCUGCUGUUGUCAUGUGUAUUGGACUCACUAUGUUUACGCUGGCAGACUCCAGCACCUCACACAACUUCAACUUUGUGGGCAUCAUAGUAAUAUCUCUAGCGUUACUCUGCGACGCCAUCAUAGGCAAUGUGCAGGAGAAAGCCAUGAAAAAGCACCAUGCUUCUAACAAUGAGGUCGUGUUCUACUCGUAUGCCUUCGGGUGUGUUUAUCUUGUGGCUAUCACGGGGGUGUCUGGUAUACUGACUGCGGGCUUCGAGUUUUGUUUGCAGAAUCCUCUAUCAAUGUACAUGAAUAUCUUCCUGCUAAGUCUGAGCGGCUACAUGGGUUUGCAAGCAGUGCUCACUCUAGUGCGAAUAUGUGGCGCCACCGUCGCUGUAACGGUAACCACGUUUAGAAAGGCGCUCUCCAUUAUAAUAUCGUUCUUGUUGUUCAGCAAGCCUUUUGUGUUUCAAUACGUAUGGUCAGGUAUGCUGGUUGUAUUAGCAAUAUACCUGAACCAUUACAGCAAGAAGCAUCCGAACUACGUCCCAGCUCCUAUACUCAGAUGUUGGCACUACAUGGAUAAUAUCUACCAGUCUGAAUACCGGUACUUGAGGAUUAAGAGCAAAAUGUAUGCUGAUACUGUGUAAAUAUAAUUAAUAUUUAUAUCAAAUAUGUAA